AUGGAAAGUAAUAAGGUUGAAGCUAGAAAAGCAAUGGAUACUGCUGAGAAGAAACUUUGGAAGAAUGAUUACGUGGGAGCGAAGAAAUUCGUUAACAAGGCUCAGAAUUUGUAUCCUAAGCUUGAGGGUUUGAGACAAGUAUUGAUGAUGAUCGAUGUUCAUAUCUCUGCAUUAAAGAAUGGAAAAGGAGAAUCAGAUUGGUAUGAAAUCCUCGGUGUUGAUUCUUUGGCUGAUGAUAAAGCAUUGAAGAAACAAUACAAGAAGUUGGCUCUUUUGCUUCAUCCAGACAAGAACAAGUUUCAUGGCGCAGAAGAAGCGUUUAAGCUUGUUUCAGAUGCUUGGUGUCUAUUAUCUGAUAAAGCUAAGAGAAAAAUUUAUGAUCUAAAGAGGAAGUCUAAACAAGUUAAACAGAAAAAGAAGAGUUGGAAGAAGCAGAAACCACCACCACCAAAGUCACAUGAGGAGCCACAUUUUUAUGAAAACUGGGAUCGAAAUACGAAAGAAGACGAUGAUUGGUAUCGAAAAGCGAAAGAAGAGGAGAAACGGAGAAACUACGGUAAUUGGGAUCAAAAUCCGGAAGAAGAGGAGGAUCCAAGAAGUUAUUAUCAUAAAAGUGAUUCCGUUGAUAUAUUUUGGACAGUAUGCAAUAGAUGCAAUAUAUAUUGUAAAUUUGAAAGGGCUAAUCUAAACAAAACCUUGUCUUGUCCAAACUGUAGUCAUGAUUUCGUUGCGAGAGAGAUCAUUCCAGAGAUGAUCAAUGGGAGGCCAGUCUAUGGAUUCUCAACUCCUUACCGACAAAAACAACAGCCAAGUGAUACUUCUUCUUCAACAACAUCUGAUAGCGCGAAUCGAGCAAGAGAAAGAGUGAUAAGAGGUAUUGAAGAGAUUGCUGCUGCUUUUGCUAGUGGAAAUAAAGAUCUCUACGGUUGA
Messenger RNA from Arabis nemorensis, 930 nucleotides. Lineage: Eukaryota; Viridiplantae; Streptophyta; Magnoliopsida; Brassicales; Brassicaceae. The record is from the annotation of a GenBank genome assembly.